Molecule: messenger RNA, 843 nt
Organism: Chlamydomonas reinhardtii
Lineage: Eukaryota; Viridiplantae; Chlorophyta; Chlorophyceae; Chlamydomonadales; Chlamydomonadaceae
Exons: 2
Coding region: 143-466 (107 amino acids)
Source: RefSeq, a predicted model, not a curated record
GCGGCGCCGCGUCGCAGCGGGUCGGGGCAAAAGCCCGCUGCCGCACUUCGCCGCAAGCACCCCUUCUUUUGCGGCCAGCCCAACGCCGCUGCUGCCGACGCGCACACCUUCCACCUUCUGGCUUACUGCAGCUGUGCGGCGAAUGCCGCAUAACAAUAGCAGCGGCAGUAGCGGCAGUGGCAGUAGCGGCAGUGGCAGUAGCGGCAGUGGCAGUAGCGGCGGCAGUAGCGGUGGUGGCAGCGGCGCUGCAAGUGACGCCGCAGCCCAGCAGGAGGCGCUGCUGCAGCGGGUGCUGACGGCUCUCCGGUCAGACCCCGAUUACAGGCGGCGCUCCAUUUACAAGUGCCGCAAUGGGCACGUGUACCUGGUGGGCGGCUGCACGAACCCUGAGGAGCGAGCCACGUGCCCCGCCUGCGGCGCCAGCAUCGGCAUCGGCAGCGGCGACCGGCGUGUGCCGGGCAUGUGAUGGGCUGCCCCUGCCCGGGGAGGUGUUGCCUUGGGCUACACUGGGUGUUGUGAGAGGUGAGUGGGUGAGAGAGGUGGCCAGUGGAUGGCGGCGAGUGAGCCCCUGGCCCCUGAUCUCAUGAUUGUUGUGGAGAUACGGCAGCAGUGCAACCCAGCGGGGUCUAGCCUGUCAGGCUGCAUCUGUUGGGGCCCCAGCCGGUUCCAAAGCGGCGCCGGAGGACAGUCUGUCAACCUACUUGACGGCACACAUUUGUGCUGGAACGUUGCAUUGCGAGAAUGAGAGACUGGUUAUGAUUGAUCUUGUGGACUGGCCUUGCUGUUGAUUGCACACGCCGCGCAGGCAGUCUCCGCAACUCAAAGAUGUAACCGGCAUUGCAU